UGGGUAUAUUGGGAGGAUUAAUAACUGGGCUGUUUUGGUUAGACCAAGUGAAGGGAGAGAUAUUGUGAGGAAUCACUUUGAUACAGUUAGCUUCUGCCGGAUUUCAUGUAAUAGUGGCGUAUUUAUCACUGGGGAUUUUGCAUCAUGCUCCUUUUGAAAAAAAAAAGAAAGACGAAACCUCAGAAAAUUCCAGAGAUCAUUCUCAAAAAGUCUCUUUUGAAUUUACGAAUUGAACGAAGAGAAGGAAAGUAUAACAAUGGAGAGAGACCGUUGCCAAUACCCGUCAGUCUGGAUUGGCACGAGAUCCAGGAGUACGAACAAGCAUUCAAAGACUUCGAUCAAAAUGGAGAUGGUAUCAUCACAGUUGACGAACUUCCAGACGUAUUAGACAGCAUUGGUCUGAAACCAAGCCCCGAAGAAGUAGAGGUAAUGGUAUCCAAAGUUGAUAUUAAUAAUGACGGUAUCAUUGACAUAUGCGAGUUUAUCAGAAUGAUGAGUCUUCAGCAGAAUCCACUUAUUACCCCAGAGUCUCAACUUGAAGAUAUCUUCCGCAUCUUUGACAAAGGCCAUAGUGGCUUUAUCACUAGGGACGUUUUGAGGCAGGUGAUGCUUAGCCUGGCCCACCCUGUAUCAGAGGAGGGUCUGGACGAUCUCAUGAAACGAGGAGACAGACGGGGAGAGGGCCGACUGACCAGAUCAGACUUUAUCAGGAUGAUGAUGAACAGAUGCAAGGAGAAUUAGUGUAGCUCAACUUUAAGAGAAAUGAUACGUUGGAGCUUCUUCUGAGGUCGAUACUUGUAACAAUGUUGAACAGUGCACUGAGUGCAGAAUAAAUAGCUUCUCUCGUGAUGCAGACAGUUGGAAACAUAAUCAUCAUUUAUCAUGAUUCAGCGCUGUUUCUCUUGUUAUGGAUGUGUUACCGAAGACUUAGAGCACUUACAGAAGAUAUUGUCAAAUUUGGACGACCUCAUCCACUAUUUUGACGACCCCAUUUUGACGAUAUCGUUUCGACUGGAACCGGAACCGGAAGCAACAGCAUAUCAGUUCAUGUUAUUGAUUAUUUGUUUAACUUUAAUCAAUUUCAUCGGGCUCUUCUUUGCAAAAGAUGAACUGUGAAUUUAAUGAUUAAAUCGAAGGAAAGAUAUCGGUCUUGGAUUUACGAUGCUUGCAAUU
This is a messenger RNA of Bolinopsis microptera, 1173 nucleotides long. RefSeq lists its product as uncharacterized. Gene Ontology annotation, molecular function: calcium ion binding. The coding region runs from base 145 to 741 and encodes 198 amino acids. The transcript has 6 exons. Lineage: Eukaryota; Metazoa; Ctenophora; Tentaculata; Lobata; Bolinopsidae. The record is from RefSeq and is a predicted model, not a curated record. Gene Ontology annotation, cellular component: cytoplasm.